UUUAAGAAAUGACCAUCAUAAUCCUUCAUGCUACUAUUUUAUUUCUAGCAUUUACAUUAUUAACCAUUCUCUUUUUCAAGAAAACAUUAUAUACUCCAAUACCUCCAAAAGCUUGCUUACCACCAGGCCCUAAACCAUGGCCAAUUAUUGGCAAUAUUUCAAUAUUGAUAAGAAAUAAACCGUUUUUUCGAUGGGUUCAUGACACCAUGUCAAAAAUGGGCUACGAGAUAUUUUGCAUUCGUCUAGGGAGCGUGCAUGUGAUAAUUGUUACCUCUCCAGAGAUUGCAUGCGAGUUCCUGAAGAAACAAGAUGAAAAUUUUAUGGCACGUCCUACUCUCUUAUCAGCAGAGCUAGUGAGCGGUGGCUAUUCCGGGACGAUCUUUACGACAGUUGGUGACCAGUGGAGAAAGAUGAAGCGUGUAUUGGUGUCUAACAUCCUUUCUUCGGAAACUCUCCAUUGGAUGCACGACAAAAGAGCAGAGGAGGCUGAUCAUCUCGUUAACUAUGUCUACAAUGUUAUCAAGAGCAAUGAGGAUGGUGCAGUGAACGUUAGGGCUGUAGCACAACACUUUUGCGCAAAUACGAUUCGGAAUAUGAUUUUUAGUAAGAGGUUUUUUGGCAAAGGGACUGAAAAUGGGGGACCUGGAGUCGAGGAAGAGGAACAUCUUCAUGGCGUUUUUAAUAUACUCUCGUGUUUGUACAACUUUUGCAUUUCUGACUAUUUUCCGUUUCUUCGCCGUCGAAUAGAUCUCGACGGGAAUGAAAAGAGAACAAGACAAGCUUUUGAGACUGUGAGGAAAUAUCAUGACCCGGAAAUAGAUAUGAGAAUCAAACAAUGGAAAGAAGGAACAAGAAGAGAAAAAGAUGAUAUUCUCGAUGUUCUAAUCACUCUAAAGGAUGACAAAGGCAGCACUCUAUUGACAUCCGAAGAGAUUAAAGCUCAAAUUUUGGAAAUGGUGAUAGCAACAAUUGACAACCCAUCAAAUGCUAUUGAAUGGGCUCUUGGUGAGAUGAUAAACCAACCAGAGACAUUAAUAAGAGCAGUUCAAGAACUAAACCGGGUUGUCGGAAAGAACCGGCUUGUCCAAGAAUCUGACAUGAACAAUCUCAAUUACAUUAAAGCUUGCCUUAAAGAAUCUUUUCGUCUCCAUCCAAUGGUGGCCUUCAAUCUCCCACAUGAGUCCAUUUGUGACACCAUGGUGUCCGGCUAUUUCAUACCUAAGGGUAGUCAUAUUCUUUUGAGCCGUCCAGGUCUGGGGCGUAAUUCUAAAAUAUGGAAUGAACCACUUCGAUUCAAUCCGGAGCGUCACCUUAAAAAUGAUGGCUCACAUGUGAUAUUAAAUGAUCAAGAGCUCCAUCUAUUGUCAUUUAGUAUAGGUCGGCGUAGUUGUCCCGCGGUUAACCUAGGAUCUACCGUGUCAAUUAUGUUAUUGGCUCGACUUCUUCAAGGUUUCACAUGGAGCCCACCUCCAAAUACGACUUGCAUUAAACUUGUGGAGGCUAGUGAUGGGAUGGUUCUUUCCGAGCCUCUACGAGCCAUUGCAAGGGCACGCUUGGAUGAGAGGUUGUAUGCAUCACUUAAUUCGUAAUAGAUGCAAAGUAAUGGACACCUAAGUAUAUUCAUGCUUUAUUUACAUACCUUGUUU
Impatiens glandulifera is the source of this 1646-nucleotide messenger RNA. Its product is annotated as tyrosine N-monooxygenase-like. Gene Ontology annotation, molecular function: monooxygenase activity; heme binding; oxidoreductase activity, acting on paired donors, with incorporation or reduction of molecular oxygen. Lineage: Eukaryota; Viridiplantae; Streptophyta; Magnoliopsida; Ericales; Balsaminaceae. Bases 9 to 1589 code for a protein of 526 amino acids. The record is from RefSeq and is a predicted model, not a curated record. The transcript has 2 exons.